UGCUGAGCGGUCUCCAUGGUGACUGACCGACUGACCGUUGAGAGUCUGAGAGGAGAUUAGUGCAGUGUACGGUAGUUAAGUUAGUUAGUUAGUUAGUGAGUGAUUACUCAUCAUGGCCAAAAGUGACGGUGGCUCGUAUUUCAGGAGAACCAGUCUGUUCUGGAUGGUGGUCGUGUCGGUUUAUAUUAUUCUUCACACGUGGACUGCGUUUUGGCCUCGGGACGUCCCGUAUGGCCUUCUGGGUCCUCUCAGCGCUCUGGCCAAGUAUUUCGUGGACUAUCAUUAUCCUGCGCUGUAUAACGGAUGGUUUCUGAUGUUUGCCAUCCAUGUGUGCGAGGCUCUGUUUGUGUUGAAGUUCUGCAGUGAUAAAGGCAUCGACAGCACGUCCACACGCUUGCUGUGGUUCGCUCAGACGUUCCUGUUUGGUCUCACGUCUCUGUGUCUUCUGGUGAAAUACAAGCCCGACGGCCGACCCAAACGCCAGUGACCGAAACCAGAGCUCGUUUCCCAG
This is a messenger RNA of Sinocyclocheilus anshuiensis, 511 nucleotides long. RefSeq names its product transmembrane protein 254-like. The record is from RefSeq and is a predicted model, not a curated record. Bases 113 to 487 code for a protein of 124 amino acids. The transcript is spliced from 4 exons. Lineage: Eukaryota; Metazoa; Chordata; Actinopteri; Cypriniformes; Cyprinidae.